Zootoca vivipara (common lizard) is the source of this 5334-nucleotide messenger RNA. RefSeq names its product immunoglobulin superfamily member 8 (gene IGSF8). Gene Ontology annotation, cellular component: membrane. NCBI's taxonomy places the organism in Eukaryota, Metazoa, Chordata, Lepidosauria, Squamata, Lacertidae. The record is from RefSeq and is a predicted model, not a curated record.
ACGAGGCGGCGUGGGGAGGGGGAGAGGCGUGGCUAAGCGGGGAGCGCUUGCAGGAGCCCGGUCCUCCCGGGUGGGGCUUUAUCAUCAUCAUCAUCAUCAUCAUCAUCAUUUGCAGGCGGCCAGCCUGCCCCCCUCCCUCCCUCCGAGAUGGAUGCUGCUUGCAAGCAGCCGAUGCCGAGGCUCCUUUUGCUCCUGCUGGCCGCCCUGAGCGCCGGCGCCCGGGAAGUCCACCUCCCUCCGGGGCCCUUGUACCGUGUGGAAGGAACAUCCAUCUCCAUCCCCUGCAACGUCUCCGAGUACGAGGGCCCCACCCUGCAGCACUUUGAGUGGUUCCUGUACCGCCCCUCGGCCCCCGACAUCUCCAUCGGGGUGGUCAGCACCAAAGACCCCAAGUUCCCUUAUGCCAUCUUCGCACCCCGGGUGCAAGCGGGCAACGUCUCCAUCCAGCGGCUGCAGGGGGACGCCGUGGCGCUGCGGAUCAAGGGGGUGCGCUCAGAAGAUGCGGGGGUCUACGAAUGCUAUACCCCCACCACCGAUUCCAAGUACCACGGGACGUACAGCAGCAAGGUGGAGCUGAGAGUCAUCCCCGACAAGCUCUCUGUGUUGCCGGCUGCUCCUUCCGCCCCAAAGCCCCCUUUCCGCAGCCGGGGGGCUUUUCCUGCCUCUCCGCUGCAGGUGACGCUUUGGGAAAGCCAAGACCUCCAGCUGACGUGUGCAGUGACCAGCCAGACCCCACAGCACGUCCACCUCUCCGUCUCCUUCGGCCUGUCCGCCCCCGACGCCUCCAGGGACCUCCGGGCUCUGCAGGAGGUGAUUGCCGUGCGCCGAGACUUUGCCGUGGAGGCUGGCGAGAGAUUUGCUGAGCGCCACCGAGCGCAAGAGCUGUCGCUGGCCAAGACAGGCGACCGGCGGUAUGAGAUGGUCCUGGGUUGGCUGAGGCCCGAAGACGCGGGGAUCUACCACUGCGUCGCCGGGGAGUGGAUCCAGGAUCCCGACGGGAGCUGGCAGCAGAUUGCGGAGAAGCGUGUGGUGCUGGCUCAAGUUACCGUCCGCACCAUAGCCAGCCAGUUGGCUGCCUCCGCCAGCCCCGCCAAAGUCCGUGUUGGCUCUGGAGAACCCCUGGAACUCCUCUGCAAUGCCUCUGGCCUCCAGGCCGCCCCUUUGCCCCACACCGUCUACUCCCUUGGCUGGGAAGUGAGCCAGGGCAGUGAUGGAGAAGGGCGCCUGGUGGCCCGUUUGGACCCAGACGGGGCGCUCAUCCUGGGCGACAGCUAUGCCAACCGUGACGUCGGCCGGCGGCAUGUCUCCCUGCAGAAACUGGCAUCUCCUCUGGGCUCCUACCAGCUGCGGAUUGAGUCGGCACAGCCCAGCGAUGUGGGCUCCUACCGGUGCGUGGUGUGGGCCUUUGUGCGCUCCCCCGGCGCCAAGCUGCGCGAAGUGGCCAGUGUCCGGUCCGAGGCCCUGACGGUGGACAUGAAAUCCGAAGCGGUGGUGCUUGAGGCCACGGCGUGGCUGCCGUCCGCCACUAUCUACCGCGGGGAAACGGCCGAGGUGCGCUGCAACGUCUCAGUGGAAGCCACGCAGGAGAUCGCCCUGGCCCUCAGCUGGUGGGUGGAGCUGCCUGACGAGGGCCCCACAUCUCACGGCAUCCUGCUGGCCUCCGUCAGCCGCGAGGGGGUGGCCGACCUGGCCAGCCGGCCCUCAGGGGGCGCCAUCAGCGUGGACAAGGCCGGCCCCACCAGCCACCGCCUGCGCCUCCACAGCGUGCAGCCGUCGGACGAGGGCAAGUACCACUGCGCCGUCACCGCCUGGGUGCGCUACCCAGACCUCAGCUGGUACAAGGCUGGAUCUGCCAAGUCCAACAUGGUCACUGUCUAUCCGUACACGUUGGCCAUCGACACCUUGUUCAUCCCUCUCCUGGCGGGCGUCUCCAGUGCCCUUUUCAUGGGAGUCACCGUCCUCGUCACUGUCACCUGCUGCUUCAUGAAGAGGCUCCGGAAGAGGUGAAGGCCGACCGAGAAGAUGGAGGUGAUGCACGUUUGCCAGGAGCUUCCUCUGUCUCCGACCCUCCGGCUGCCCUCUUUUUCUUGUCGUUGUCGUGCUGGUGAUCCAGUUUCUCUGCAGGCUCUGCGAAGGAAGCCUCUGCUCCUCCUCUUGACUCUGGACUGGGCUGCUCUCUGUCGCCCCAAACUCUUCCUGAGCAGGAAGUAUUCCAGGACUCUUGGGAAGGACAUUUCCCCAUCCUGCCCAUGACCCAAAUGUUCUUUCUUGGCCCCUCCGUUUUCUCCAGCAAAGAUUGGUGCUGUGCUUGAGUUAGGGGGAGGAGAGGGAGAAAGGGGGUGACCCUCCUGCCAUAUGAUGGGGGUCUUUCCUGAAGAAGCCUCAUCUGUCUCCUGCCACCAACGCAGACCCUGCCUUCUCUUGUUUUCUCUCUGCCUGUGACUGUUCUUCCUUCCUUCCUUCCUUCCUUCCUUCCUUCCUUCCUUCCUUCCUUCCUUCCUUCCUUCCUUCCUUCCUUCCUUCCUUCCUUCCUCCCUUUUUUUGAUGAGCUGCAUGUUUAUGACAAGACGGUACAAUGCUUACCUUAGGGGGCUCUUUGCAGCCGGUUGGGGGCCAGAGAGCGGAUAGAAAGGUCCCUGUUGCUUUCUUCAUUGGAGAAAAGGAAGCCCUCUGAAGAAGACCCUCUUGUCCCAUCGGCUGCAGCAUCAGAAACCUCUUGGAUGGCGGCUGUCCAAAUAUCAUCCUUGGGACAUCUCCCAAAACAGCCAGUCACUGCCAGCGCCCCCCAGCAACAUUGUGCUCUCAUCACGUAGGCAGGAACCCAAGCUCUGUGUGUAGGUUGGGUGCAUGUGUGUGUUGUUGAUCUGCAAAGAAGCUCAGGAAAAAGAAUCGCCGAAUGCACAACCCUGCAAAACAAAACAGGGAGCCAGCGAGGCUGCCGUCAGCCAUCUUCCUCUGUUUUUGUUUUCUUUAAAAAAUAAUGGGAUGGAGAAUCUCAGGAUGGUGGAGAAAGGAUCUUACUUGUGCCAAAUGAAUUAGUUUAGGGGACCACUAAGACUCUGGCCUGCAAUAUCUGGCGGUUGCCGAAACUCCCUCGGAAGGUGGAGGUCUCCUUCCCUGGAGGUUUCUCGGCAGCAGUUGGAGGGCCACCUGUUGGGGAUCCUUGUGCUGCAAGUCCUGACCCUCUGGGAAUCCCUUCCAACUCUACAAUUCCAUGAAACAACUGAGCCACGUGACUCUCAUCCCAGAGGCAACUGCGAGACUGAUUUCUCCCCAACGCAAGAGUGAUGAGCAGAGAGAGAGAAACACAAGAGGCAGAAUGGAGCAUUAUUUUACGACAGCCAUCAUUGUCUAUUUUUGUAAUUUUUAAAUGUUUCAGAAGAAGAAGAGCCCUGCCCUCUGGGUCCUACCUACCCGCUUCCUGGUUGAUGGGAUGUGUCUCCCCAAAUCUGCAGUUGAAAGCCUGGCACAGCGCCCCUUUGCCCAGGGUGGUUCUCUGGAAAAGGUUGGAUCAGGCGGACAGCACUCAUCUCGCUUGCGAAAAACCAUUUUAGCCAAAGGUGCUUGUCUUGUGUCUGUGGGGAGGGGGUGAGUCUGCCUGGGGGUUCCCCCACUAAGCCUCACAGUUGCCUGUUCCUGUGAGAAGUAUCCCAUUUUAUCUGCCCCACAAUGACAUCAUGGCAGUGUUAUGGGAAAAAAUCUGGGGUGGGAGACUACUCAACAGCCCAGCUUAUCGGGGUGCAAGUCCCCCGUGGGUCCAUGCGGUCAGUAAAAAAAGGAAGUUCCAGCCAAGUAAUUUGGAGCAAAACAGCGGUCAGUAGACCAGGAUCUUUACUGAUGCGCAACAGGUCCCCCCAGGAGUAAGAACCCCGAGAAUGGGGUGACCUCCUCUUUUAAACCUUCCCUCUUUCCCCCAGAAUACACUUCGAGGGGCAUCACUGAUACAUCAUCACUACAUCACUGGCAUGUCACAAAUGGGGAGGGGUCUACAAGGGUUACACAAGCUCAGCAUUAGGUCAGCUUAUCAGACACCUUUCCCAACACCAUCACCGAAAGAACAAUAAAACUCUUGCCAUCUCCUUGCCCUCAGGACUUGUCUGGAGAUGGGCUUUAAGAACGCCUGACUUGCUAAACGGCCUCUGCAAAUGUCUAUUGUUGCCCCCCUGGUCACUCCCUGGGUGGGGUGCCAUCUAGGUGCUCUCAUAUUUGGGGGAUUAUGGCGGGAUGCCCUGUUCCUGCUGCCUACAUGACUUUCUGCUUCUUGGUUCAUGGAGGGAGGUGGAUCCCAAAUUCACCUUUCUGGAAGGGUUAAAAUGGUGAUGGAAUGAGGAGAGUCAGUUAAAGUAUGGAUUUUCUAUGAAUUUAUAAAGCUAGGUAUCUUCCCUGAGCUGCCACGUCGAAACAGCAGGCAAUCGCGAUGCCCCCGAAACAACCACGUUUCAGAGCAGAUGGUCAAUCUGCUAGAGGACCUCUGGGUUCCUUGCAAGCUCCUGGUGGCUUUCCCAGAGCAAAGCAACAAAAGGCUAAGUUUAUACAUCUGAACUGUGGGGGAAGGAGGAGGAGAAUCUGGGGUGGCUGGGAAUGCAGAAGGGCCAUGAGCUACGUCCAGUUCUGGUACUCUGAAUAAAUCCCUCGGCUCUGAAUUCUUUAAGGCUUAAGUGUGUUUCUUCUGCACCUGGUGUAGUGGUUAGAACGCUUGACUAGGGCUUGGGGGAGACCAGUCACUCACCCUGCGCCUGAGCUUCCUUACAGGGUGGUGGUGUGGAUACCGGUAAGACUGGCAGCAGCAAAGGGUCUACGGCACCUUGAUCUCCUUGGAAAAAGCAGGCAGGAUAUAAAGCUGAGAUUCCUGCAUUGGAGGGGGUUGGCCUGGAUGACCUUUGGGGUGUCCUUCCAACUUCAUGAUUCUAUGAUAAAGGCAAUCAAUCAGUCAUGGUGGGAUAUAGGUGCCAUCCACCCAUCCAUCGCAAAAGGCAAGAUAUGAAUGCAAUCAGUCAGUUGAAAAUGGGGGGAUUAAAAUGCAAUCCAUGCAAUCCAGCAGGCACAGCCAGUAAACAAAGUAGAUCCCGCAGGCCUGAAGCCUCGCCCCUCCUGGUUCCAGAGCAGCUGUCCUGGGCGAUCUGGCUUUCGACAGUCUUUCAGGAAGCGACAGGAUCCUGGCGUGCCACUCAGCCAGCGGGAGAAUCUACCCAGAAACCGCCGUUUUAUUUUCUGUCCGCUCAGGUUUAUUUUUAGAUCUGUUCCCAUGCCGAGCUCAGCAGGGCCACGGGGUGGGCAGUGAGCUCACGUGGGUUUUGACAGGCCUCCGCAGCGGCUGCUUGGGCUUCCUUGCCG